AUGACGGAAAUGAGCGAAUUUUAUGGAAACUAUGGGUCCUCCAUAUUUUUCGCCCUGGCCUGCGCCCUGGAGAGGUCACUCCAGUACCGCAUCCCGCGGCAUCACAACACGGGGAGAUGGCAGUUACCGGCUAAAAGUCCAGAGCUUAUUGGCUUCGUCUACUCCAGUGGGUGCCUGGAGUGUAGGCCAAAAGCCGAAAAUCGGACUGCAAUCCGUGCACCAGGCAAAAAUGAAAGAAACAAGCCGCCAGGGCUGGAACUGGCAACCUGGAACGAGAGUGACUACACAUUCUUCUGGCAGGGGCAGGAGUUGCACGAGCGCCGUCUCUAUGGCGUCGAUUUCGCCGUCCGGAACUCCCUCCUGUCCACCAUAGAAUCGCCCUCUUCAGGCACACCACAAGUCCUCUCUCUCCGCCUCACCACCUCUUCUGGACUAGCCAAUAUCCUUAGUGUCUAUGCCCCCACACUCUGCUCAACAGUGGAGGCUAAGGAUCAGUUCUACAAGGAGCUCGAGGCGAAGAUCAGGCAGAUCUCCGCCAAGGAGCAUCUGUUCCUACACGGUGACUUUAAUGCCCGGGUGGGAGCAGACCUCGACUCUUGGCCUCGCUGCAUCGGCCACUUUGGCAUUGGAAACAUCAAUGAGAACGGCCAGCGCCUCCUCGAACUCUGCUCCUUUCACGACCUCUGUCUCACCAACACUUUCUUCGCUACCAAGCUUCAUCGCAGGGUAUCUUGGAGACACCCAAGGUCCCGUCAUUGGCACCAGCUGGACUUCGUGAUCACCAGGAGAACCCUGCUAAACCAUGUGCUGGUCACACACAGUUAUCACAGUGCAGACUGUGACACCGACCACUCCCUGGUUGUCAGCAAGGUGCAUCUACUUCCCAGAUGGGUCCACCACUCCAAGCAGAAGCCCCAACCCCACAUCAGCAAAGUUAGAAUCAACAACCCUGAGCUGCGGGAACACUUUGCCAGAGCCAUUGAUACAGCCCUUGAGGACUGCCCAGCUGCCCCGCUAUCGAUGCUAAGUGAGCCACCCUACUUGCCCACAAAAAUGACCCCUCCACGAAGACGCUCGCGGCACUUUGUGCUGCUCGCAGCAACACACAGAGGAUCGCCAGACACUGUGCUAACAACUAUUGGUCGAGCCUCUGCCAAGACAUCCAGCUCUUUGCAGACAUGGGCAACGUGCGGGGUAUUACGAAAAUUUGAAGAAAGCUUUUGGCCCAAGCACCAUCAAAACUGGCCCCAUCAAAUCUGCCGAAGGCGGUCCGACUGCGAUAACUCCCGCAGCAUUUCGCUCCUCAGCAUUGUCGGCAAAGCCUUUGCCCGUGUCGACCUCGGCAGACUGCAACUCCUUGCUGAGCAUGUCUACCCUGAGGCACAGUGCGGAUUCAGGACCGCCAGGUCAACCAUUGGCAUGGUGUUCUCUGUGAGGCAGCUGCAGGAGAAAUGCCGGGAGCAGAGACAGCCCCUGUACCUGGCUUUCAUUGACCUCACCAAGGCCUUUGAUCUGGAUAUGAGCGGCACCGUCCAGUUUGACGGAUCAUGCUCGGAGCCCUUUCCGAUCAGAUAUGGAGUGAAGAAGGGCUGCGUCCUUGCCCCGACCCUCUUUGGCAUUUUCUUCUCCCUGCUCCUGUCACACGCUUUCGGGGACUCCGACGACGGCAUAUUCAUUCACACCAGAAGUGACGGAGGGCUCUUCAACUUAGCACGCCUUCAAGCAAAGACCAAAGUAAGGAAGGUGCUCAUCAGAGAACUACUCUUCGCUGAUGAUGCUGCCCUAGCCGCACACACUGAAGCAGGGCUGCAGCGACUCAUCGAUCGCUUUGCAGCCGCCUGUGCAGAGUUUGGCCUCAACAUCAGCCUCAAGAAGAUGAUGUCAACAACGCCCCCAGUAUCUCCAUCGCCGACCACACCCUCGAGAGCUGAACACCGCCUGACGAAGCGAGUCUGGGACAACACCAUGCUCACCAUCAACACCAAGAUGAGAGUAUACCAGGCCUGUGUGCUGAGCACUCUCCUGUACGGUAGUGAAGCAUGGACCCUCUACUCCGACCAGGAAUGA
Molecule: messenger RNA, 2067 nt
Organism: Penaeus indicus
Lineage: Eukaryota; Metazoa; Arthropoda; Malacostraca; Decapoda; Penaeidae
Exons: 6
Coding region: 1-2067 (688 amino acids)
Source: RefSeq, a predicted model, not a curated record